GUUUAACCAACUAGCUGACCUGCCAUAAACCGAAAAGUUAGACCAAAAACAAGAAAAGAGGUCAUAAAAACAGAGGAACAAAUUUAGUGAAAAAAGAGAGUACUAUAACUGAGAUGGUAUAGAAAAUGGUCAAUUGCUUUUAGCGCAGAAAAGACAUCUGUUCUAAUUCAUGAAUGGCCCAUCAAAGAAGUUGACGCACCUUAAACGAGUCGUUAAAACAACUGCCACAGCAGAGCCAUGCAAGUCUCUCCUGGAAAACUGCGCCAAAACCAAAUCUUUAAGAACCACAAAAGGAGUCCAUGCCCAUACCAUUACCCUCGGCCUCCUUCAGUCCCUCAGUUCGAAUCAUUUGCUUUCUCUCCUGACAGCUGCAUAUGCACUCUGUGGUCACACUUCAUACGCUCGCAAAGUGUUCGAUGAAUUGCCUCAACGAACCUUGCUCUCAUACAGGUCCAUGAUAAGAAUGUACACCGAAAAGGGGUUGCCUAAAGUUGCGCUCAAAAUCUUCGGGGAAAUGCUGCGAUCGGAUAAACACAAGCCUGACAGACAUACUUUUCCGUAUGUGAUUAGGGCGUGCAGUGACUUGUUCUUACUUCAACAGGGUGUUGUUAUUCAUGGGUUGACUGUUAUAAGUGGGUUUAUGUGGGAUACUUUUGUGGGAAAUUCACUUUUGACCUUGUAUAUGAGUUGUGGAGAUAAGAAGGGCGCUAGGAGGGUCUUUGAUGCAAUGCAGGCUCGAACCGUUGUGACCUGGAACACUAUGAUCAGUGGGUAUUGCCGAAAUGAUAGUCCCAAGGAGGCCCUAAUGAUUUUCAAGAGAAUGGAAGAUGCUGGUGUUGAUGCUGAUUGUGCCACUGUGCUUUCCCUAUUGCCUGCGUGUGGGCGUCUGAAGGAUUUUGAGAUGGGUAGAAAGGUUCACUCACUGGUCGAAGAAUUAAGUUUUUGGGACAAUUUGUCAGUUAGGAAUGCCGUCGUUGAUAUGUACGUUAAGUGUGGUAUAAUGGAUGAGGCAAGGUUGGUUUUUGAGAAGAUGGUUGAUAGAGACGUGGUGACUUGGACUACAAUGAUCCACGGGUUCAUUUCAGAUGGUGACAUAAAAAACGCACUAUGGUUUUCUCAAAGGAUGCAGCUUGAAGGUGCAAAGCCGAAUGCAGUAACUCUGUCAUCCCUUCUUGCUGCAUGCGCUAGGUUGCCUCAUUUGAGUCUUGGUAAAUGCCUGCAUGGCUGGGCUAUCAGGCAGGACCUUCAGUCUGAUGUUAAUGUAGAAACUGGCCUUAUUGACAUGUAUGCUAAAUGCAACUGUUUUAGACUUGGCUAUCAGGUGUUUGCAAGGACUAGCAAGAAAAGGACUGUUCCGUGGAAUGCAAUUUUGUCCGGGUGUCUUCAUAAUCAGCUUGCAAGAGAAGCGAUAGAGCUUUUCAAGCUAAUGUUGUCAGAAGCUGUCAAACCUAAUGAUGCAACCUUGAAGAGUGUACUUCCUGCAUUUGCUAUUGAAGCUGAUCUCAGGCAAGCGUUGAGCAUACACAGCUAUCUUGUAAGAUCUGGAUUUGUUACAAGAACUGAGGUGGCUACUGGAUUAGUUGAUAUACACUCAAAAUGUGGAAAUUUAGAUAAUAGUCACAAGAUCUUCAAUGGGAUACCCACGAAAGAAAGGGACAUAAUUUUGUGGAGUACGUUAAUAGCUGGUUAUGGGAUGCAUGGGCACGGCGAGACUUCUCUGUCGCUGUUUAAUCAGAUGGUACAAUCUGGGAUCAAACCUAACGAAGUCACUUUCACCUCGGCUUUGCAUGCUUGCGGUCAUGCUGGAUUGGUGGAUGACGGUCUUUGUUUGUUUAAUUUCAUGCUUAGAAAUCACUCUGAUAGUCUUAGAACAGAUCAUUAUACCUGUAUGGUUGAUCUUCUUGGUCGAGCCGGACGACUUGAGGAAGCAUAUGAACUUAUAAAAACUAUGAUUUUCGAACCAAGUCAUGCCAUCUGGGGCGCACUGCUAGGUGCCUGUGUGAUACAUGAAAAUGUGGAACUGGGAGAAUUGGCUGCAAGGUGGCUAUUUAAGCUGGAGCCAGAGAACACAGGAAAUUAUGUACUGUUGGGAAAGAUCUAUUCUGCAGUUGGAAGAUGGAAAGAUGCAGAGAAUGUGAGACUUUUGAUGGAUGAAAUUGGACUAGUAAAGACUCCAGCUCAAAGUGUCAUUGGGGUGACAAGUAGGUGAUUUCUUUUACUUUCCUUAUCCUUGUAGCUGAAAGCCAUUUUCCGAUGCAAAUAGAUCCAAACUAGAGCUGAAGCGGAUGGAAACAUCCGAGGAAUAUGCAAUAGUAGGAUGAGACCUAUUAGUUGCUAAUGACCUCCUCGAUUUUGCUAUUGUAAUUAUAAAUCUGCAAUGCUCCUCGUACUUGCAAUAGUUAGGUUGAUUGGUUUUAUACAUUCAGUCAAUCACAACUGUUCAUAUGCUGAAAUUGAAGCUGGUUGAUAUCACCAUUUAACUUUAAGAAUUUACAUA
This is a messenger RNA of Nicotiana tabacum (common tobacco), 2497 nucleotides long. RefSeq names its product pentatricopeptide repeat-containing protein At5g39350-like. The record is from RefSeq and is a predicted model, not a curated record. Gene Ontology annotation, cellular component: intracellular membrane-bounded organelle. Gene Ontology annotation, molecular function: RNA binding; protein binding. Gene Ontology annotation, biological process: RNA modification. Lineage: Eukaryota; Viridiplantae; Streptophyta; Magnoliopsida; Solanales; Solanaceae.